Molecule: messenger RNA, 2166 nt
Organism: Scedosporium apiospermum
Lineage: Eukaryota; Fungi; Ascomycota; Sordariomycetes; Microascales; Microascaceae
Exons: 7
Coding region: 1-2166 (721 amino acids)
Molecular function (GO): NADH dehydrogenase activity
Source: RefSeq, a predicted model, not a curated record
AUGUUGGCUACAAUAAUACUCAUCCCUGCUGGUCUAGAGGAAUUGACAAUAUCUUGGGGCGGCCUGUGGAACAUUGAGGGCAGUGUUCCCUGGGCGAAUCUUGAGUUACUUGGCAAGUCUCUCAAUUCUUCCGAUGACGAAUCGGACGAGGAUGAGUAUAAUGUCUUGAGUGAUCCGGACAUCAGCGACGAGUAUUGCCGUCUUGACGAGGCUAUAAGCGAGGGCCCACUACGCCCUGAAGAGAUCAAAGACGUCCAGGCAUAUGAUGGGAAAAUUGGGAGUCUCCACCAUUACACGUCCCUGACCCAGGUCAGCAUCAGUAUUCGGGCUCUUUUCGGCGAUCUGGAGCUCAACUCGCCGGUACUCGCCAAACCACCCUCUAUCCGACUCAUCGACAUGCUCCCCUCAAAUCUGGAAUAUCUACGCCUUUACGGAUAUGAGAAAGGAAGAAGUAGGGAACUGGACGACCACGUCAACGAGCUCCUUGGGGGGAAAUCUAAGCGACUACCUAACCUGAAGGAGUCACCAGGCAUGGAACAGUGCGAUCAGGACUUCAUCAAGAGCCGUAGCAGUUCCUUGAUUGCCCGCGCUAGCCAUCGAAACGAGUGGAAAAGAGAAGUUCAAGAGUGCAAGAGCCCGGUGAGACUGACACGAAGUUAUUAUCGGGCAAUGGGCGUCAAGAAGGAACGGGUUGUUAUCCUUGGAUCAGGCUGGGGAGGGUAUACCCUAUCGCGUAACUUGUCGGCCAAGUUAUUCUCGCCGCUGAUCAUCUCCCCUCGACCAUAUUUCCUGUUCACGCCGCUAUUGACGGACACUGCUGGUGGCUCCCUGGACUUCUCCCACGUCAUUGAGCCUGUCCGAGUCUCAAAAUCUCACGUUGGAUUCAUCCAGGCCCAGGCACUCUCGGUCAAUUUUAGUAAAAAGCGCGUCAUUUGCAAGCCUGCUGUGAUAGACUAUAGUGUCAACCGGGUACUCACCAACGAAGAAGAAGAGGAGGUACAACAGAAGCCGGGCUACAGCGAAUUUACGGAGGCGAAGCAGUGGGAAGGCGAGGAGAAAUUCGAAGUUUCAUAUGACAAACUGGUCAUCUCCGUCGGCGCAGUAACAAAUACUUUCAAUACCCCUGGGGUAAGGGAAAAUGCCAUUUUUUUCAAGGACAUUGGCGAUUCUCGGCAAGUCAGACACAGGGUCCGCGAGUGCUUCGAGUUAGCCAUGCUGCCCACUGCCACGCCGGAAAUGCAGCGAUACUUGCUCCAUUUUGCCAUCGUCGGGGCAGGCCCGACGGGAACAGAGCUCGCCGCAUCGCUGCGAGACCUCAUUCAUUCCAACUUUAUAACGCAGUAUCCUUCUUUGAUUGGGAUUCCUCGAAUUUCGUUGUACGACGUGGCACCCAAGGUCCUAUCCAUGUUCGAUGAGCAGCUUUCGCAGUAUGCCAUGCAAGCAAUGAAGAAAGAAGGCAUUGACGUCAAAACCUCGCAUCACGUGGAAGGUCUUCGUUGGGGUGCUCCCGGCGAUCAGCCCCCGUAUGGAAUAGAUGCGGCUCAGUGUUUGACUUUGAAGACCAAAGAAAGAGGUGAGGAAGGGAUUGGUGUUUGUGUGUGGGUAACAGGAAACAAGAUGAAUACAUUUAUCAGGCAUGGGCUUGAUAAAAUCGACCAAUUCCCAGCGUCGUCCGUCGCCUUACCAGAUGGCGGUGGCAGGUCUGGAGUUUCCUGGAGCGUAAAGAAAGCGGAGAAAGCAGGCUCUCUGUCAGUGGAUGGAAGCCUUCGCGUUCAGCUUGUGAAUACCGAUCACAAGACGGUGGUUCUCCAGGACGUCUUCGCCAUCGGCGACAACGCAACGCCGGAGACGAGUGAUUUGCCAGCGACGGCUCAGGUUGCUUACCAAGAGGGCAAAUGGUUAGCUACUCAACUCAACAAAGGAAAUCUCGAGCGCUCACCACAGCAAUUCGUCUUCAAAAGCUUGGGCAUCAUGGCUUACAUCGGUGAUUCGAAAGCUUUGAUGCAAUUUCCUGACGGAGAAGAUGGGCAGAGAUGGUAUCGGCCGAGUAACCUGACAGGGCGUGUCGCUUGCCGCGUCGACAAAAAGCCCUCAUGCAGCGGGCAAUACGGACAACAAAUAUUCGCCCGGAAUGGCAAAAAUGGCCGAGCGGAGCCGUUUGCCUGA